AUGGUGUUCAUCUUGGUGACUUUAGCCGCAUAAUCACUGGUUUCAACUAUUCCAAUGGAUAUGCUUGUGGAAAAAUAGAGGUUCAAGAUAACUCAGUUGUAGGUAGUCAAAGCCUAAUUCUCCCUGGUUCUCUUGUUGAAAAGAAUGUCAUUCUAGGUGCACUUUCAGUUGCUCCAAUGAAUUCUAUACUCCAUGAAGGUAGUGUUUACAUCGGGUCUCAAACCCGAGUUACAAUGAGGAACUCGGGAAAUGCUAAUUUUGAUGAAAGAAUAGAGGAGAUGGACAUGGACUACAAGAAAAUAGUUGCAAAUUUGGCUGCAAAUUUAGCUGCAACAACUAUGAAUGCUAAAGCAAGAUAUUUCCAUCGCAUCGGUGUUGGUGGAAAAGGGCAAUUGAAAAUAUACAACAAACUUGAAGGUGUUCCAAUGCACAAGAUUUUUCACCCUGGAAAAAGCUACCCCAUCUUAGUAAGACAUAGUAAUAGCUUGAGUGCUGAUGAUGAUGCAAGAAUCGACGCACGAGGUGCGGCAUUGAGGAUACUUUCUGAAGAUGAACCUCCUACAGGCUCUUCUGAUUCUCCUCCUCCUUAUACUCUCAUUGACUUAACACUAAAAACAGGAAAUGCGUUUUAUGCUCGAACACUCUCUGAUUUUGCAAGCUGGCUUGUGUGCGGACUUGCUGCAAGGGAAGAACUGGUAAAGGGUGCUCCACAUGUUCGUGAAGCAGUAUGGAGUUCCCUUAGACAUGCUGAUUCAUAUGCCGAAUUGCAUUACUACUCAAACUAUUGCAGGCUCAUGCGGUUCGAAGACGGACAACAAAUGUAUGUGAAAUUCAAGUUAAGGCCAUAUGACACAAGCAUCAAUGAAGACAGAGGCAAAGUUAUUCCAACAGGGAUUCUUCCACCAGAGACAGGUGCAAUUCCUAGAGACGAAAAUGAUUCACGUCCUUUGCUUUUCCUUGCUAAUGAUUUUCAAAGCCGUGUUAGUUCCUCCAAUGGAGUUUGUUAUGUUUUCCAAAUUCAACUAAGACCCGUUCCAGACGACGAACAAGCCCGCGAGAUUGCAUUGGAUUGUUCUAAACCAUGGGAUGAAAAUCAAUUCCCUUUCAUUGACGUUGGAGAGAUAAACAUCAAUGAGAAUCUUUCAAUGGAAGAAUCACAGAAGCUCGAGUUCAAUCCAUAUCUUAAAAGCAAUGAUUUGGAUGUAAUUUCAGCCACUUCCAACACACAAAGUGCUUCAAUUGAUCAUGGCCGUUCACUAAUCUAUGAGAUCUGUCAGCAUGUCCGUAACAGACAACCGCUCCCAGAAGCAUGGAGAAACCUCGUACAACAAUCCAAUGUUAAGGUUGACUUGUCCUGCUGUCCAAUAGCAUCAUCACCACCAGCAUUGCCUGAAAAAGAACCAUUACUGAAAAACAAAACUCAACCGAAAUUAACAUUAACAAGAACAUGGUAUCAAACAUUCUCAGCACUCUUCAUUCAGCCAUUUCUACAAACAGCUUUACCUCACAUGGUAAUCGGUCUAUCCAUUUUCUUUCCUCUGAACAUGGUUGUUUAUUUUAAGGAAACCAAGAAACUCCCACUCCAUUGGCUACUUCCAUUCUUCUGGAUUCUCUCAGGUUUCACAGCUGCAUUAUCAUGUACCAUAGCAAAAAGGGUUCUUGUAGGAAAAAGAAAAAACGGCGAAACAAUACCAAUAUGGAGCAAAAGAAUCAUAAUGGACACAACAUGGCAAGCUAUUAGAACACUAGUUGGUGAUUACUUCAUGGAUAUGACAAAUGGGUCGUUUUUAUUUGUGAUAUGGAUGAAAAUGAUGGGUGCAGAGAUUGAAAUUGAUGGCGGUAGUUACGUGGAUAGCAAUGGAGCAAUGUUGAAUCCUGAAAUGGUGAAGAUUGAGAGAGGUGGUUGUGUGGGAAGAGAGGCAUUGUUGUUUGGACAUAUAUAUGAAGGUGAAGAAGGUGGAAUGGUGAAAUAUGGAGAGAUUAAGAUUGGGGAAGAUGGGUUUGUGGGAAGUAGAAGUGUGGUUAUGCCUGGUGUGGAAGUUGAGAGUGAUGGAAAUCUUGGUGCUUUGUGUCUUGCUAUGAAAGGUGAAGUUAUUAGGUCAAGAUAG
Molecule: messenger RNA, 2108 nt
Organism: Lathyrus oleraceus (garden pea)
Lineage: Eukaryota; Viridiplantae; Streptophyta; Magnoliopsida; Fabales; Fabaceae
Exons: 1
Coding region: 177-2108 (643 amino acids)
Biological process (GO): response to oxidative stress
Molecular function (GO): catalase activity; heme binding
Source: RefSeq, a predicted model, not a curated record